Molecule: messenger RNA, 3002 nt
Organism: Diceros bicornis minor
Lineage: Eukaryota; Metazoa; Chordata; Mammalia; Perissodactyla; Rhinocerotidae
Gene: ZBTB2
Product: zinc finger and BTB domain containing 2
Exons: 3
Coding region: 86-1630 (514 amino acids)
Biological process (GO): regulation of transcription by RNA polymerase II
Cellular component (GO): nucleus
Molecular function (GO): DNA-binding transcription factor activity, RNA polymerase II-specific; RNA polymerase II cis-regulatory region sequence-specific DNA binding; protein binding
Source: RefSeq, a predicted model, not a curated record
GGGAGAGCGCGGCCAGGGCUGCCCAGCGGGGCCUCCUCCACACCCCCCGCCGCAGCAGCAGCACCGGCGACAGAUUUUUAAAAACAUGGAUUUGGCCAACCAUGGACUUAUUCUCCUGCAGCAGUUAAACGCUCAGCGCGAGUUCGGUUUCCUGUGUGACUGCACGGUUGCCAUCGGCGAUGUGUACUUCAAGGCACACAAAUCCGUUCUUGCUUCAUUCUCCAAUUACUUUAAGAUGUUGUUUGUCCAUCAGACCAGUGAGUGUGUCCGUUUGAAACCAACUGACAUCCAGCCUGACAUUUUCAGCUAUCUCUUACAUUUGAUGUACACUGGAAAGAUGGCGCCCCAGCUGAUUGAUCCCGUUCGCUUAGAACAGGGGAUCAAGUUUCUCCACGCUUACCCACUCAUCCAGGAGGCUAGCCUGGCCAGCCAAGGAGCCUUUUCUCAUCCUGACCAAGUUUUCCCGCUGGCUUCUUCCUUGUAUGGCAUUCAGAUUGCAGACCAUCAGUUGAGACAAGCCACCAAGAUUGCUUCCGCACCUGAAAAACUUGCCCGAGAUCCACGGCCACAGCCCUCGAGGAUGAGCCAAGAACAGGUACCUGAGGCCUCCCAGCUCUCGCAGCUGACUUCAACCCUGACCCAGGUGAAUCGGACACACAUGACUCCCUCAGACCCGCUGCAGACCUCCCUGUCUCCGGAGCUCGUUUCCACUCCUGUUCCUCCCCCUCCCCCUGGGGAGGAGACCAAUCUGGAAGCCUCCUCCUCUGACGAACAGCCUGCGUCCCUCACCAUAGCCCACGUCAAGCCGAGCAUCAUGAAGAGGAACGGGAGCUUUCCCAAGUACUACGCCUGCCACCUGUGUGGACGGCGCUUUACUCUCCGGAGCAGCUUGCGGGAACACCUCCAGAUCCACACGGGCGUCCCUUUCACGUCAAGCCAGCCGGGCGAGAGCCGAGUUCCCCUGUCUCUUUGUAGCAACGCAGCUGACCUGGGGAAAGACGCCUUGGACGUGCCUGAAGCUGGGAUGAUAAGUGACAGUGAGCUGCAGCACGUCUCAGAUUCCCCAAUCAUCGACGGACAGCAGCACUCGGAGACGCCGCCGCCCUCGGACAUCGCGGACAUUGACAACCUGGAGCAGGCGGACCAGGAGAGGGAGGUGAAGAGGCGGAAGUACGAGUGCACCAUCUGUGGACGCAAGUUCAUCCAGAAGAGCCACUGGCGGGAGCACAUGUACAUCCACACCGGGAAGCCUUUCAAAUGCAGCACUUGUGACAAGAGCUUUUGCAGGGCCAACCAGGCUGCCCGGCACGUGUGCCUCAACCAGAGCAUCGACACGUACACCAUGGUGGACAAACAGACUCUGGAGCUCUGCACGUUUGAGGAAGGCAGCCAGAUGGACAACAUGUUGGUACAAACCAACAAACCCUACAAGUGCAACUUGUGUGACAAAACAUUCUCCACCCCCAAUGAGGUUGUUAAACAUUCUUGCCAAAACCAGAACUCGGACGUUUUUGCCCUAGACGAAGGGCGGUCCAUUCUCCUGGGCAGUGGGGACUCCGAGGUAACGGAAACUGACCACCCAGUGUUAGCUUCCAUCAAAAAGGAACAGGAAACAGUGUUGUUAGACUGAAUGUUACUUACCUUUUUAAAAACUGUCAUUUUUACAAAGACUAUCUUCCUUCCCUUCCCCCAAUUCAGAACUAGAGUUCUCCAUGGCAUGAUAUGAACAGGUCCCUGGUCCCUCUCUCCUUGCCCCCUUCCGCCGUCCCCAGCCCCUCCUCCCUAAAGGUUUUGUGCAUUAUCAACCUGGAACAUAUUUACUUUAAUUCAGGGGAUAUUGGAAAGAUAAUGGUCAGUAGUACUUUUAAACUCAAAUAGAUUUUGAGAAGCUUAGAUUAUUUAAAAGCAUACUUGGAACUAAUGAAGGGUAUAUAACAAAACAACUAGAAUGCAAUUUGGUAAGCUAAAAUUAUGACUUUCCCUGGGAAUAAAUCUUCCUUCUCAGAAAAACAGUGUUCGAAAAUACAGCAUGCUUCUUAGAGAUACAGCCAGGCUCUGAACUAUGCAAAAUCUAGAAGGUGUGGGGAAACUUUUAACCCAAGAAAAUGUUCUUAGGAUUCAUCCUCCAGGUGUCUUAUAUCAGAAUGCAUCCUUUGAGAUUAUGUCCAGUCAAGAAAAAUCAUUAGUUAAGAAAUCUACUUGAACAAAACACGAAAAAGUAAUAAUGUGAUGGCAAUCUUAAUUUUUGGAUAAAACAUGACAAGCUGUGAGUUUGUGUGUUUGUAAGAGCAGAUGUGUGGAAGAGGUGAAUUAAUGCACAUGCCUUAUCUAAUUGCUGGCUUCUUUCAAAGUUGAACAACAAAAUGCUGUAUUUCAGUUUCUGACAAAUUUGGUGGUGGUUUUAAAAAUCAGAUUUGAAGGUACUAUUCUAGAGAUUAUCUUUCUGAUGAAAAAAUGACAGGCCAUUCUAGCAGUUGCCAGUAGUAAACUUGUUUUAGCACCAACCAUCUGCUCUUUAAUCAGUGUGUACUGCAGGAAAAAGGCUACAGGAACGAGCAUCUUACAGGGGAGGUUGUGAGCAGAAUAUGUAGUAACUGUAACGUCUUCAUGCUAACAGUUUACUGGCAACAUUCACUGAAACAUCAAAAAUGGCCAAGAGAAAUCAGGACAAAAAACCUAAUUGCUCUUUGGGAAAAAACUUGAUUCUGAUGUUCAGUCUCCAAAUUUUUUCUUUUUUAACACCUGAAAUUUCCUCCAUUGGCCUAAAAACAGUAAAAUUUGUCCAUUAAUCUUCACUUAGGCCAAUAACAGAAUGGUCUCACAGGACAAAACAGGAGCCAGAACUAAGGACCGAAGGGGAAGGGAAAAACAGUUAAUAGCUGUGCUGUACGUAUAUGUUAAAAACUGAAUAUCCCGUCAUCCUAUUUCAUGUAUAGUUGAGUUCUCAGAUUUGUAAGUUUUUAUACAUACUUUCAUUGAAUAAACAUUUAAUUAAAUGGGAA